Molecule: messenger RNA, 2067 nt
Organism: Neoarthrinium moseri
Lineage: Eukaryota; Fungi; Ascomycota; Sordariomycetes; Amphisphaeriales; Apiosporaceae
Exons: 2
Coding region: 1-2067 (688 amino acids)
Biological process (GO): regulation of transcription by RNA polymerase II
Cellular component (GO): mediator complex
Molecular function (GO): transcription coregulator activity
Source: RefSeq, a predicted model, not a curated record
AUGGCCACGCCGAUGCGGCACGCGCCGUCGCAACAGGGCCGAACCCCGUCGCAGAUGGCCGGAGCAGCACCCACGCCGCCAGUCUCGACACCUUUCUCCAACUCCCAGACACACGCCGCCUUCUCUCCUCCCCAAGGGUCGCGAACCUCGCCCCAAGCGCUUAAGAAGUCGCCGGCUACCUCGCAGACGCUUAAGGGCCUGUCCGAUGGCACCGCCGCCGUGAACUUUGACAGCCCCUCGGCCACGGCCGCCCUCGGUGCCUUGGGGAUUAAUGAUCUCGGCUUGGAUAAUAUCAGCAUGGGCGCCAUGGGAAUGGGCCGGUCAGACGAGGAUGACCGCAAGAGACGGAUGGAUGCGGUUGGGACCACGGUCAAGGCUGCCGGCCAGGGCCGUGUCAGCAAUGAGGGCCUGGAGAGGCUCGCCCGCUCCAUAGGUCUGGAGUGCCUCUGGGAAGACAACCUCACGGCUGGACCCAAGUCUAAGAACCUCUUCAUAGCCGGAGCCGGUCUCGCCCUGGAGAUCUCCAUCACGAAUCACGUUGUCGACAAUGUGGCGCUGACGCUACCUGAAUCCACGCCCAGUGUCCAGGAGCACGUGGGCAAGGCUGCCGAUAUACUUCUACGGGAUCUGAAGCUCGCACCUGGUCAAUGGGCACUCACAAAGACUCUCGAGAGGUUCCAACCUAACCUGGAGCGCAUAGCCAGCUUGGACCAGCUUAGUGUACUGCCCACGCUCAACUGCUACGAUGCUAUCGACGGUGUCUACCAGAGCUUGACCAAGAUCCACAAGUGGGACGUGGCACAGAUGCGCAAGGAUUCCGCUCUGAAGGAGAAGUCCGAGGACAGCCUUCGAGUUCUUGCUCUCUGCACUCGCCAUGGUUGUCCUCUUAUGCACGCGAGGGACAGGAUUGGACUGAGCCUGGAUUAUUGGAAGGAGAGAAGACGAGUGCCAUCUACUACAGUAGAUAGCGACGUUGGCACGACCUGGUCUAUCCUGAUCGAAUGCGCCCCGAAGAACGGCAUGGCCAUUAUGCCGGUCAGGGUGUCCCAAAAUUGGGUUCCAGACGCCGUUGAAAAGGCAGAGAACCUGCCGGACGACAUGAUGUUAUCCGUGACAGGCCCCAUCCUGGACUGGCAGGAGCUUGAUAACAUCUUAUUGCCAGCGGCGGCAGCCAACAAGGGAGAAGAAGGCAGCAUGGAAUCAGACCCCUCGGCGAUGUCGAACCAACCAAAGCUUCCUGAUGUCAUGUUUGUGGCGGCCUUUGACCCGCCACUGAUCGUCUCGUCCAGUGCCGCCAUACACAUCCACAAUGCCACUUCAAUGCAAGCCCCGAACCUGAACACCAGCGUCACCUUCGAUGCCUUGGUGUUCCCAGUCGACCCGAAGACAAACUAUGACCCGAGCGAGAACCGGAUCAUCACACAUUCUCAAGCGGUGCCUGCUUUCGCCCGGAAGGGGAAGGACCAUUAUGAGACCCAUAAGAACGUGCUCAAUAUCGACAGGGCUGUGUACGGGCAGGUCUUGACUAAGGUCCCCAUUGAGCACCCUCGGCAGUUGAUGGAUAUGCUCCCGACCCUGCGUCAAUACGCAUUUCUGUCAACCUUGCUCUCGAAGAGCUUCAAGCCUGUCCACUACCGUCCCAAGGCUACCGAGGAGAAGUCGGCAUCGACUUUCGCAGCGGCUGCUCAGGAUGACUUCGCAGCUUUUAUGAAGAGGACCGGGAGGAAGGAGGCUACCGCUGUAGAAACAAAUGGAGAUGCCUCGAAGACGGCGCUCGCCGUGGACAUUGCCCUGACCAUGAACCCGGUCCCCCGUUUCAAGAUUGUGUUCCCGUUCCUGAACAGGACCGCCAAUAUCACUCUCGAGAUCCACCCCGGCGGCAAGGUCCACAUCAUCUCGGACAACGUGUUCGACACCGACGGAGACGGCGACCAGGAGAUGGCCGACUCGUCCGCCGCCAAGGGCAAGGGCAAGCGGUACAGCCGCGAGCAGUGGGCGGAGCAGCUGGAGGUGGUCGAGGACAUUGGCAUGUGGAUCGAGAGGAUCAAGUACAAAUUUGGGGACUAG